CACAAGGAAUCUCUAUAUAUAAACCAAGAAUUUUUGAGCAUCAAUACCUGAGUACAAACAAGAAAACCUUUUUUUUUUUGCAAUAUAUGUUGAAGUCUCUCUGUUUUCUUCAAUGCAAGUGUGAUCCUCAUGAUAUUCCUACACUGUACACAAUCUACAUAUUUGAGCUAUUUCUCAUGGUCUAGUUCAGUAAGAACUCAUUUAGUACAGUAAUUUUGUCCAAAAAUCAUUCAAACCCACCAACUUAAAGGAAUAAAAUGAUUUUUGAGUCAAGUUACUGGAUUAAAAUGACAACUUUCAAACUUAAAGAAGUAAAUGAUUUUCAUUAAUUAAAAAAAAAAAAAAAGAAGAAGCAAAUGAUUUUGAGGUAAAGUUACUAGACUAAAAUGAACAACUUCAAAUUUAGAGGACUAAAGUAAGUUAACAAGUAUAAAUUGCAUUUUUGCCUUUAUUUUCUUUAGAAGUCAUUGGUUUGAUGGCAAGUGCCUCUCAUCAAAAAAAAUGAUUGAUUGCGAGUUUGAUUUCGAAAAUCAGUCUCACUAAAAAGGAAAAAACAAAAAUUAGGUAUAAAGUUGUUUGCCAAACACUUCUCCUAAAAUUCACUAGAAUGAGAAAUUUGUGCACAAGCUGUAAUUUUUUUCCCCGUAAUGAAAAAGGGUGAGGGGCCCAACCAUGACUAUCUUACCUGACUAAGACUUGACCAAAGUAGCUUUCUCACUUAUUGAGGGAUCAAUUAUUGAGGAGUCUAAAUUGAGUUAAGUGACCUCAGACUUAGCCAAAUAAAAACAAAGUAAAUUGACCCCACUUCAAUUGGCUUUUUUAACUUGUUGAGAAAUCAAUGAUUGAGGGGUCUAGAUUGGUUCAAGCAUCUCAGGGCCACAACUAAGAUUGGGCUUUUGGGAAAGCACCAAUAUUGGACUUUCCUGAAAAAAAUGUGUUGCCCAACUCUCAAAAUUCCUCUUGGUUCAGAGAGUGCACAAUGAAUAGAUUUUUACUUCCUUUUUAAUGAUCAAAAAUCGUACAGGUAAAAAUUGACAUCGAGUCUCCCAUGAUCAACACCUGCUUACCCCACCACCACAAAACAAAGGUAGAAGAAAUACACACAAAAAAGUCUCUCUUCUCUAGUUGGCAGCUAACAUAUAUCAUCUUCGCUAUUGCAACUCACCGAGUCACGACCUUAAUAGCAAUGAUUCUCAAUUGUAGCCUAGGUGCGUUAAAAAGGGUGUUUUUAUUUUAAGGUUUUGUGCUCUUUUUACAGCACCCAAUGAGAAUUUCACUCUUUUCAUGGCUUUUCUUCAUACCCAUAUGCUCAGUUUUCCUGAACUUUGGCAUCUCCGUGGUGUCUCAAACAUGUACUACCGAUCAGCGAGACUUUUUGAUCGGAUUGAAGAACAACCUCAUAUUCAACAAUAACUCUUCCAAAACACUAGUGUACUGGAAUACAAGUUCAAAUUGCUGUUCCUGGGAAGGUGUAACCUGCAGCAAGGAGGGACAUGUUAUUGGUCUCAACCUGUUCAACGAAUCCAUCACGGGUGGACUUCACAAUUCAAGCCUCUUCAGUCUCCAGUACCUUCAGUCUCUGAAUUUGGCUUAUAACAACUUGAGUUCUUCUGCGAUUCCAUCUCAGUUUGGCAGUCUGACGAAGUUGAGUUAUUUGAAUUUGUCAAAUGCUGGCUUUGUAGGGCAGAUUCCAAAUGCGAUUUCACGUCUCACAAGGUUGGUUACUCUGGAUUUGUCUACCCUUUCUUUCUUGAGUAUUUCCAUGCUGAAAAUUGAGAACCCAGAUUUAGCUACGCUAGUUCAGAAUUUUGGGGAGCUAAAGGAACUUUAUCUAGAUGGUGUAAAUAUAUCAGCGCCGGGGAAUGAAUGGUGUCAGGCCCUAUCUUCAUCAGUGCCAAAUCUAAGGGUGUUGAGCAUGUCUGACUGUUAUCUUUCAGGGCCUUUUAAUUCCUCCUUAUCGAAGCUUCACUCCCUCUCAAUUAUUUGUCUCGAUAGUAAUCCCUUUAAUGCUCCAGUUCCAGAAUUUUUUGCUAAAUUCAGGAAUUUGACUUCCUUGGGUCUCAGUUCUUGUGGAUUGAAUGGAACAUUUCCAGAAAAGAUGUUCAAGGUUCUGACGCUGCAGAUGCUUGACUUAUCAUAUAAUAAACUACUUCAAGGUUCUUUGCCAGAAUUUCUUCCAAAUGGUUCUCUUCGGUCACUGCUGCUUAGUGGUACAAAAUUUUCAGGGGCACUGCCAGGUUCUAUUGGUAACCUUAAAAUGUUGUCCACAAUAGAUCUUUUUGGAUGCAAUUUCAUUGGAUCAAUCACGAAUUCUAUGGCAAAACUUACUCAGUUAAUUUAUUUGGACAUGUCGUUGAACGAAUUCAACGGACAGAUUCCAUCAUUCAGCAUGGCCAAGAAUCUGACAGAGAUAAACCUUUCCCAUAAUAAUCUGGAAGGUAGUAUUAAUUCCACUCAGUGGGAAGAGCUUAUAAAACUGGUGAAUCUUGACUUGGGUUACAAUUCAAUUGAAGGGAGUAUUCCAUUGUCCCUGUUUUCCCAUCCAUCUCUGCAGAAACUACAACUUUUGAACAACAAAUUUUCUGGUGGACUCAAGGGAUUUAACGUUUCUUCUUACUCAUUGAACAUCCUUGAUUUGAGUAGCAACAACUUGGAAGGGCCCUUACCUGUGUCUGUCUUCAAGCUCCAAGGUCUUAAAUUCCUCUCAUUUUCUUCCAACAAAUUUAAUGGCUCCUUCCAGCUUGAUGAGAUUCAGAAUCUACGCAAUCUAUCAAAUCUUGAUCUUUCUUACAACCAGUUGUCAAUCAAUUAUAAUGGUACUGCUUCUUCCUUGCCCUUUCCCCAUUUUAGCACAUUGAAGUUGGCUUCUUGCAAAUUGAGCAAAUUCCCUGAUUUCUUGAAAAACCAAUCCAAAUUAGUCACUCUAGACCUUUCACGCAACCAGAUUCCUGGAGAGAUACCCAAUUGGAUUUGGAAACCUAAUAAUCUUAUGUACCUAAAUCUCUCAUAUAACCGCCUUGUGACUCUACAAGGGCCUUUCUGGAAUCUUUCUUCUCAAUUAAGUGUCCUAGACCUUCACUCCAACCAACUCCAGGGGCAACUCACACAUCUCCCACGAGUUGCAUAUCUGGACUUCUCAAUGAAUAACUUCAGCUCUGUUAUACCAACUAGCAUUGGUAUCUCCCUUACUUUCAUAAUUUUCUUAUCUCUUUCAAGCAAUAACUUCCAUGGGAAUAUACCUCGAUCAUUAUGCAAUGCUAGUUAUAUUCAAGUUCUUGAUCUAUCUAAUAAUUCCUUGAGUGGCGCCAUUCCUCAAUGCUUCAACACAAUAAGUGAGACUCUAGGGGUUCUGAAUCUAAGGAGGAACCACCUCGCUGGUCCAAUACCUGACAUAUUUCUAGGCAAUUGUGUUUUACAAACUCUAAGUCUCAACAGAAAUUUACUAGAAGGAAAGUUACCUGAGUCUCUGGCCAAUUGCCCAAAUUUGGAGGUCUUGGACAUAGGGAACAACCAUUUUGAGGAUGUCUUCCCAUGUUACUUGAGGAACAUAUCCAGCUUACGUGUCCUUGUCUUGCGAUCUAACAAAUUUUUCGGGCCCAUUGGUUGUUAUGGGCCGAAUGCCACCUGGCCGAUGCUUCAGAUUAUAGACAUAGCUUCAAACAAUUUUACUGGUCAGCUUCCAAGAAAAUCCUUUUCUACCUGGAAGGCAAUGAUGGUCAAUGAAGAUGAGGUCAUGUCAAAGCCCAAUCACCUCCAAUUUGGAUUCUUAAAUUUUGGUCACUUUUACUAUCAAGAUGCAAUAACAGUUACCAUUAAAGGUCUAGAGUUUGAGCUGGUGAAGAUUCUGAGACUCUUCACCUCAAUUGACAUUUCCUGCAAUAAAUUUGAGGGGCCAAUUCCAGAAGAAUUAGCAGCAUUCAAAUCACUGUAUGUUGUCAACUUAUCGCACAAUGCCCUUACAGGCCAUAUCCCACCAUCUCUGGGAAAUUUGUCCCAGCUGGAAUCAUUUGACUUGUCAAGCAACAACCUUACAGGGGAGAUCCCUGUGCAACUUGUAGAUAGUCUUACUUUCCUUUCAUUUCUCAACCUUUCCUUCAAUCAAUUGGUGGGGAAGAUUCCACAAGGCAAGCAAUUUUCUACGUUUUCAAAUGAUUCCUAUAAAGGGAACAAGGGAUUAUGUGGGUACCCUUUGCAAACAGAAUGCACAAGUGAUAAAGCUUCACCACCUUCAGCAACACAAAAGGCUAGACGCAAAAUUUCAACAACUUUGAUUGGUUUUGAUUGGCAGUUCAUACUGACCGGAUUGGGUUUUGGGGUUGGAGCAGCAGUUGUUGUUGCUCCCUUAACAUUUUGGGAGAAAGGUAGAAAAUGGCAGGAUGAUAGCAUUGAAAAGAUUCUUCUGAUUAUUCUUCCAAAGAUGGGAUUGUCUUACACUUGCUGCUAUAAUGCAAAGGUUGAGGCAGAGGAAGAUAUUGAAGAUGAGAACACAGAAGACAGUGAAGACGAGGAUGAUGAUGAUGAAAUGGAAGAUGAAGAAUUUCAAGGACGGUACUGUGUUAUUUGUUCUAAACUCGACAUCAGUAGGAAGAGGGUCAUCCAUGACCCCCAAUGCACAUGCCAUAACUCACCCCCCAUUUCUUCUUCAUCUUCUUCAUAGUUACUUCAUCAUAGCAAACCUUUUAUGCCUUUUUUUUUUCAUUUUUUGGACUUUUUUUUUUUUUUUCAUUUUUAGGACUUUUUCUUUUGUAGAUAGAUACAGAAUCAUCAACCCAAAUGGUGGGGGGAUAAGAUAAGCACAUAACUUGAAUAAUGCUUGUUUGUAGCCUUUUUGGCUUCGAAUAAUGUUCUUUUUACCUAAAUCUGAACUGUGUUUAUCUGUGUGGUUGCUAUCUAAAAAACAAGCACGUCAGACUCAAGCUAAUGCUCAUUCAGGAAUUUCAACAAACAGGUGAGCGACACGUUAAAUUUGUCUAUGAAACACAUGCAUUCAUGCAUAUAACUUGCACAAGGAGUCUCUAUAUAUAAACCAAGAAUUUGUGAGCAUCAAUACCUGAGCACGAACAAGAAAAGUUUUUUUUGCAAUAUAUGUUGAAGUCCUCUAUUAGUUGGAGUCUCUCUGUUAUCUUCAAUGCAAAUGUGAUCCACAUGAAAUUCGUACACAGUACACAAUCUACAUAAUUGAGUUGUUUCUCAUGGUCUAGUUCUUGCUGGUUGCAUAAUUAGAUUCACGUUAGCUCUGCAGUGUGCAUAGCUCGGAGUACAACUGAACGUUUUGAGUUUUGACCUUCACAUAUUGGCAAAAGCAAUU
Messenger RNA from Quercus lobata, 5308 nucleotides. RefSeq names its product receptor-like protein 7. Gene Ontology annotation, molecular function: protein binding. The record is from RefSeq and is a predicted model, not a curated record. Bases 1265 to 4657 code for a protein of 1130 amino acids. Lineage: Eukaryota; Viridiplantae; Streptophyta; Magnoliopsida; Fagales; Fagaceae. The transcript has a single exon.